Messenger RNA from Daucus carota subsp. sativus, 2507 nucleotides. Its product is annotated as sister chromatid cohesion protein SCC4. The transcript is spliced from 12 exons. The coding region runs from base 94 to 2268 and encodes 724 amino acids. Lineage: Eukaryota; Viridiplantae; Streptophyta; Magnoliopsida; Apiales; Apiaceae. Gene Ontology annotation, molecular function: protein binding; double-stranded DNA binding. The record is from RefSeq and is a predicted model, not a curated record. Gene Ontology annotation, cellular component: chromatin; SMC loading complex. Gene Ontology annotation, biological process: maintenance of mitotic sister chromatid cohesion; mitotic sister chromatid cohesion.
AUUUAGCCCUAAAAUGAAAUGAGAUAAUAGACGAGACAGAUUAAUGAUUUACAAAUAUAUAAAGAUUGAACAAGUGUAAUUCCCUGUAAUGCAAUGGAAGGAGUGGCAGAAGGGUUGUGGGAAUUGGCGGAUUUAUCGGAGAAAAGAGGAGAAAUAAGUAAAGCUGUGAAAUGUUUGGAAGCGAUAUGUCAGAGCAGCAGCGUCUCGUUCCUCCCGAUUGUCAUCGUCAAGACACGACUCCGCAUAGCUACUCUUCUUCUCAAGCACUCACACAACGUCAAUCACGCCAAGGCUCAUCUCGAGAGAUCUCAAUUGCUUUUGAAAUCAAUUCCCUCCUGCUUCGAUCUCAAGUUUCGAUGUUACAGCCUGUUGAGCCAGUGUUACCAUCUCGUGGGUGCUAUUCCUUCCCAGAAACAAAUCCUCACCAAGGCUUUAACCCUUUCCACAGCCUCUUCCGACUUUGCUGCCAAAUUAUGGUCUUGCAACUUUAAUUCCCAACUUGCAAAUGCCCUCAUUAUUCAAGGAGAUUACCAAGCUUCACUCUCGGCUUUGGAACAUGCCUAUGUGUCUGCGAGUGAAAUGCAUUAUCCCGAGCUACAGAUGUUUUUCGCUACUUCUAUAUUGCAUGUCCACCUCAUGCAAUGGGACGAUGUUAACUUGGUUGACCAAGCUGUUAAUCGAUGCAAUGUGGUUUGGGACUCUAUCGAACCCGAUAAAAGACUACAUUGCCAUGGUUUACUCUUCUACAACGAGCUGCUCCACAUAUUUUAUUUGCUCCGGAUAUGCGACUACAAGAAUGCUACUCAACAUGUUGAUAAAUUAGAUGCUGCCAUGAAGGCAGAUUUACAAAAAAUGAAACAAAUACAGGCACUUAAAAGAGAGCUUGAUGUUAUCAAUCAAGACCUCUCUUGCUCUGAUCCAGGUAUACCCUACAGAGAUAGAUUAGCCCUUAACGCGAAGCAAGCUCAGGUUGAAGAACAACUAAGUAAUCUUACUGGACAUAGUUUGACUGGCAAAGAUGCUUUAGAGCCAGCUUAUUUUGGAAAUGUGAGACGGGAAUGGGGAGAUAAGCUUGAGUUGGCGCAACCACCUAUCGAGGGAGAGUGGCUACCUAAGAGUGCGGUCUAUGCACUAGUGGAUCUAAUGGUUGUCGUUUUUAGUCGUCCAAAGGGACUUUUUAAGGAGUGUGUAAAGCGGAUACAAUCUGGAGUACAGAAUAUCGAAGGAGAGCUAGCGAGACUUGGAGUCAAUGAUUCUAUGAGAGAAGUGGAUAUACAACAUUCUGCCAUAUGGAUGGCUGGGGUAUAUUUGAUGCUUCUUAUGCAAUUUCUAGAAAACAAAGUUGCAGUGGAGCUAACACGCUCUGAGUUUGUUGAGGCCCAAAAGGCUUUGCUGCAGAUGAAAAGUUGGUAUGUUCGCUUUCCAACAAUCUUACAAGCUUGUGGGAGCAUCAUUGAGAUGCUCAGAGGGCAGUACUCUCAUUCUGUUGGCUGUUAUAGUGAAGCUGCUUUCCAUUUCAUCGAGGCAUCAAAGUUAACAGAGAGCAAAUCACUGCAAGCCAUGUGCCAUGUUUAUGCAGCAGUUGCUUAUAUUUGCAUAGGUGAUGCUGAAUCUUCUUCCCAGGCACUUGAUUUGAUUGGACCAGUUUACAGCAUGGUUGAUUCUUUUGUUGGAGUCAGGGAAAAAACUGCUGUUCUUUUUGCUUAUGGGUUCUUGUUGAUGAAACAGCAGAAUCUGCAAGAGGCAAGACUUCGGCUAGCCAAUGGCUUGCAGACGACCCACGUCACUCUAGGAAAUCUUCAACUUGUUGCACAGUAUUUAACAGUCCUUGGUAACUUGGCACUUUCUCUUCAUGAUACUGGACAAGCAAGGGAGAUUUUGAGGUCCUCCCUUACAUUGGCAAAGAAGCUCUAUGAUAUACCUACUCAGAUCUGGGUUCUAUCAAACAUGACAGCUUUGUACCAGCAAUUAGAUGAAAAAGGUAAUGAAAUAGAAAAUUCUGAAUAUCAAAGGAAGAAAGAAAUUGAUUUGGAGAAAAGAAUUGCUGAUGCGCAUGGAUCCAUUCAUCAUACUGAACUGGUUGAGAGAGUAAAGGUUGAAGUUUACAAACUGAAUGAUUUUGACAUGAAGCCAGGGACUGCAGAAGCUUUCAUGGGUGUAAAUAAUCUUGAUAUUCCCGAGUCUGUGGGUCUGUCACCGUCAACUAGGCGGUCAUCUGCACGAUUGAUGGAUAUAGACAUUGGAACCAGGGGGAAAAGAAAAGUGUAGUUCCUACUAGCAAAAGUAAUGAUAAUUAAGCAUUAUAUGGAAGCAACCUGUUUUACAUAUCUUAGUUUCUUGCAGAGUGUCCCUCAUAUGUUGAGGUUGGUUUCUAUAUUUAUGCGUACACGUCACUGGGAGUAUUCUGCUUACGAUUAUGUGAAUGAUAAUUUUUUAAUUUUGGGUCAACCUGAGUGCAAGUGCUCUUUGUCAGUGACAAAUAGAAAUAAAAAGUGGAUAUUAAUGAA